Rotaria sordida is the source of this 960-nucleotide messenger RNA. The record is from the annotation of a GenBank genome assembly. NCBI's taxonomy places the organism in Eukaryota, Metazoa, Rotifera, Eurotatoria, Philodinida, Philodinidae.
AUGAUUAUUUUGCUCUUCAAUCAAGCACCUGAAAUAAUAGAAGCAAUUAUUUUCUUGAAAUUGCCAAUUCAUUUUCAGGGCUCAGUCGAUUUAACACCAGUUACAGUACCACAAUAUUUAGCUAUUUAUUAUGGAUGGCCAUCUUUAGUUGAAAACAGUCUAGGUGAUGUGACAGCAGCUAGUAAUUGGUUUGCACAAUUUGAUUUAAUCGUUCUUGGUGAUGGAAUCUGGAAGACUACACACGGUGAUCAUUCGAAAACACAAACUAUUAUUACAAAUUUGAUUGCUCGUAAUAAAAAAGUAUUCGGAUAUGUUGAUCUAGGCGUUUCAACACAAAACUUAAGUGUACUACAAAUGCAAACAGCUGUCGAUGGUUGGUCAGUUAUGGGUGCUAAUGGUAUAUUUUGGGAUGAUGCUGGUUUUGAUUAUGGUGUGACACGACAACGUCAAUCGAGUAUGAUUCAAUAUUGUCAUUCAAAAAAUAUGAAUGUUAUUAUGAAUGCAUGGAAUCCUGAUGAUGUAUUUGAUGGAUCUAAUGUUCAACUUAAUUCAAAUGAUAUUUAUUUACUUGAAUCUUAUUUAGUCUCUAAUGGAACAUAUCUUUCAUUACCAGCUUGGAAAGAAAAAGCUGAUAAAUGUGCUAAUUAUAAAAAUCAUUCAGGUGUUAAAAUGGCAUGUUUAUCAACACCAACUACACAUGAUCAAUUUCUACAAGCAUGGUUUGGUACAGCUAUGUAUAAUUUUGAUUAUUUUCAAGCAACAGAUAUAACAUAUAGUGCUAGUAAUAAUAGACUAGCAUUUACGGUCAAUCCAAGUUCGUCUUAUGGAAGUAAUUGGCAAAAUGAUACAAUAACAUCGAAUGCAGCUAAUACGUAUUUUUCACGUUCAACAGAAUCGUGGACAUUGAGUAUAUCUGGUGAUGGAGCAUCAUGGGGUUAUGGUACAUUUACUAGUAUCUGA